GAAAUUUAAUAGGAUCCAUGCCUCUCUCAAUCGGCACAUGGUGGAUCGGAGGCGAAGGCGAGAAGUUUUAGUCUUGCUCCGGAAAUUUUGUUUAAUUUUUUGUUUCUAAGUUCAUAUCAUAGUUUGGUUUCUGAAAAGAAUAAUAAUUAAGAACCAAAAGUUUGAAUAUCGAGCUGAUAUUCUAAGCAGCUACUGAAAUGGAAACUGCAACUAGGAAUCGGGAUAAGUCUGUUGUCGUCGACGAAGGGCAGCUUGACUUAUCAUCGUCAUCAUCGGAUUCGACAGUAGGACAUCUGAAAAAGCAGAUUCGGUUGGACGGGGACGAUUCUGAUUCUGAGUCUUGGAGUUCGGAUUUGAACGAUGAAGAAAUUGAUGUGCAGAAAAUAUCCCUUCAGGAAAAAGUGAAACAUGCUGCUGAAGAUCUUCACGAAGAAGUGGAAACUGAGCGCACCACGGAUUGGAGAAAUAAUAUGAACCAGAUGGAAGAGGACAUUAAAAAACUUGACGAGAGGAAAGACUCGGAACGACCGACUGAUUUUAAACUCGAUACAAGUCAGUGGACCGUACUUCCUCCAGUGACAUCGGACUCGGACUCGCCCCAAGCAGGCACGUCCCAAGCUUAUAAGGGGAUAAGCAUGAAGAGUCCCGCAAUCAAGUUUCGAGGUUAUACCGUUCCGACCAAAAAUAAAUUGCACCCGGAAUUUGGUGGACGAUCCAAGGUUGCAGUGAGAGUCAUUCCGAAGGUAGAGGCACUCCCACCAAUGAAUUACUGGGUUUCAAUUCCUACAAAUAUUUAUGCUGAGGAUGAGCCGACGCUUACCCAUAUUCCAUACCUGGGAGAGGAAGUGCUGUCGAAUAAGAAAGAAACGAAGAGAUUUAUAAAACAACUUGUGAACGACACGUAUGAUAGUCAGGUGUAUGGGCUUGAUGAUCUCGACCACGCGGAUCAAUCAAUUAACACGCCAGCGUACACCCCUGCAUAUAAGAUUGAGAGCGAUGAACAGUUUCUGAAACUGGUGAACAAAGUCAUGCAGACUUGUGGCGAACCUGAGGGAGCCUCUCCGAGACUAGAAAUGUUUGAAGCAAUGGUGAAUCUGUAUCAGAUGCGUUGGUCACCGCAAGAAUUGAUGGAUAGAUAUACGAACCUGUGCCAAGAAGCACCUGGCUCCAGCUCGGAACUUCAAAAUUAUGACUUGGCUCCAAACAUUGAUGGACCUGAAGCCCAAUCCAUUUCGAGGAGCAUGGCAAUGAAUACUUAUCAUACUCUGUUUUGCAAGAGAUGUGCCAUGUACAACUGCCCGCAUCAUACACCGGAUGAGCGUGGCGAUAUGCCACCUGAGUCGGAUGAUACCAGUUCUGAAGAGGAUUCAGACGAAGAAGAAGAUAGAAAAAAUUGCGGUACUAAAUGUUAUCGGCUAGGAACUGAGGAAAAGCCAACAUCGUCACGUCGUCUUACUUCUCGUAAGACGACCAAUUGGACUCCGGCGGAGGAAACCCUGUUCAGAUCAAUCCAAAAUUUGUUCAAGAAAGAUUUUUGUUCAAUGGCGGAAAUAAUUAUGACCAAGGAUUGCCAAGAGGUGUUUGAGUUUGCUCAACAACAGAGUUUGCUUGAGGAAAAAAAGGAGUCGAACCCUCCUUGCUCCAGCAGCGGAAAAGUUAAGAAACCAAAGUCCAAGGCUCCAAAAAAACCGAAGAAAGCUAAAGCUCCAUUAAUUGUGGAUUCGCAUGAGAAUAACUACAUCCCAUGCAACCAUUCUGGCGAAUGCUCUUUAUCCAAUCCGGAAUGUUGCUGUGCUAAAUCAACUCUCAACUGCGAAAAAUUCUGCCUUUGCAGCGAAGACUGUUCGAAUCGGUUCCCCGGUUGCAGAUGUAAGGCCCAAUGUUCCACGAAAUUGUGUCCAUGUUUCAUCGCCAGUCGGGAAUGCGAUGCUGAUCUUUGCAAAACUUGUAGCGCUCAUGAACUCGACAAGGAAAAAAUAAAUUGUAAAAAUGUCAACUGUCAGCGAGGAUUUGGCAAAAAGCUCCUGCUGGGCCGAUCUGAUGUCGCUGGCUGGGGCUGCUUCCUUCCCGAAGGUGCAAAUAAAGAUGACUUCAUCGCGGAAUAUUGUGGGGAACGAAUUUCGAAGAAUGAAACUGAGCGUAGGGGAAUCGUCUAUGACACAAAGAAAUGCAGUUUCCUCUUUAAUUUGAAUUCUGAAUAUUCAAUUGAUUCGACUCGAAUUGGAAAUGACAUUCGAUUUGCCAACCACUCUAGCACAAAUCCAAAUUGUUACUCGAAGAUUUUGCGAGUGUAUGGGGAUCAUCGAAUUGCCAUAUUCGCAAAGGACAAAAUCCCACCUGGCGCUGAAUUACUCUUCGAUUAUGGUGCUAAAGGGGACAAGGACCUAUCAAAGCCGAUUUAUGACGAGCAGGUUGAUCCACCGCCGAAAAAAGUAGGAGGGAAGAAGAAGAAGCCUGCAAACAAAGUUGAUAUUGAACCUUCAAAGAAACAACCUGACGCAAAGCCUUGUUAGCAUAAUCAACAUGUGUCUUUAUUUUAAAAUACUGUUGUGUAUUAUUUAUUUUUUUACUAAAAUCACUUGUUUUCCACCGAAAGAUAUUUAUAAGAACAAAUUAUCUACCAGCUUUCACACAGUGAAUGAAUGAUAUUAUAUGACAAUUGUAAUAAAUAAUAAUACACUCUUAA
Messenger RNA from Folsomia candida, 2686 nucleotides. Its product is annotated as histone-lysine N-methyltransferase E(z). The transcript has 11 exons. The coding region runs from base 198 to 2513 and encodes 771 amino acids. Gene Ontology annotation, biological process: chromatin remodeling. Lineage: Eukaryota; Metazoa; Arthropoda; Collembola; Entomobryomorpha; Isotomidae. The record is from RefSeq and is a predicted model, not a curated record. Gene Ontology annotation, molecular function: histone methyltransferase activity; protein binding.